CCCGUCCCGGGACCCGCGUCCUUGCCUCGCAGCGGCCCCGGGAGCAGGAGGUCGGGGGGCCGCGCCACUCCUGCUGCGGCCCGGCAGCUGCCAUGGGCUCCGGUGUUUCCCUUUGUUCGCUGCACCGGCCCGUGGCAGCUCGGGAGUGACCGACCGAGCCCGGCCCCUGCCCUCCGCCGCUCAUCCCGAGGCGGCCGGUGCAGUCGCCCCCGGGCAGCGUCUUCCCUCCCGCUGUGUGUGAGCUCCGUGGCCCGGAGUGACCCGAGUGUUCGCACCGUUCCUGAGCACCGACGGGCCCCCGCGGUUGCGGUGGGAGUGAUCGGGGCGGGACGGGGCUGGGCGCUGGCGGCUUGUGUCCCGCUGCUCGGGGAUGCGCUGGGCUUCCCCGCAGCUCGGCUGCCCUCGGGGGACACGGUGCGGGUGAAGGUUUUCAGGAUGAAUCUGGAAAAACUCAGCAAACCAGAACUACUGACACUGUUUAGCAUUCUUGAGGGAGAAUUAGAAGCAAGAGAUCUUGUCAUAGAAGCCUUAAAGGCCCAACACAGAGACACGUUCCUUGAAGAACGCUAUGGGAAGUACAACAUCAGUGAUCCAUUGAUGGCUUUGCAAAGAGACUUUGAGACCCUGAAGGAGGGAAAUCAUGGUGAAAAGCAACCAGUUUGCUCCAAUCCCUUAUCUAUUUUGAAAGUGGUGAUGAAACACUGCAAGAAUAUGCAGGAGAGAAUGUUAUCUCAACUAGCUGCUGCAGAAAGCAGGCACAGAAAGGUGAUCCUGGACCUGGAGGAGGAGCGGCAGCGGCACGCCCAGGACACGGCUGAGGGAGACGAUGUCACCUACAUGCUGGAGAAGGAAAGGGAGCGGCUCACCCAGCAGUUGGAGUUUGAAAAAUCCCAAGUGAAGAAGUUUGAGAAAGAACAGAAGAAGCUGUCAAGCCAGUUGGAGGAGGAAAGGGCACGCCACAAGCAACUGUCUUCCAUGCUUGUAGUGGAGUGCAAGAAAGCCACUGCCAAAGCAGCUGAAGAGGGGCAGAAGACAGCAGAAUUGAGCUUGAAGUUGGAGAAAGAGAAGAGUAAGGUGAGUAAACUGGAAGAGGAGCUGGCAUCCAAGAGGAAGAGGGGCUUACAGAUGGAAGCACAAGUAGAAAAGCAGCUGUCAGAAUUUGACAUUGAAAGAGAACAGCUGAAAGCCAAGCUGAACAGAGAAGAAAACCGUACAAAAGCACUCAAAGAAGAGGUGGAAUGUCUGAAGAAAGCCCUGAAAGAGCUGGAGGCUUCUUGCCAGGAGCAGAGUCCUGCUGAGCUUUCACAGCCAAGCCCCUCCAUGACAUCCAGGGGUGUUGCAACUGACAGUCCCCUAAUGAAGUCUGUGUCUUGCCAGACAGAGUGUCUGCUGCAGGCAGAGAGAGCAGCUCCUUCCAGCACAAGCAAAGCUGCAGCCAGUGUGUUCCCCAGCCCUGCUACACCUACUCAUUCCUAUGCAAAGUCCAAUGGUCACUGUGAGGCAGACACGCCGACGGGCAGCGAGCUCCUGCAGGCAAACGCAGCAGAGAGCCAGGUUCCAAAGGAGAGAUCUGCCAGUGCAGCCUCAGAAAACACGCUUGAGAAUGGAAGUUCUCCUGUAAGAACAGAGUCACCAGUGCAUCUGAUGGCCCAGCUCCCAUCUGGUGGGGUCUCCCUGUCUCCCAGCAGCACAGCUGCCUCCUCUCUCACACCUUCUCCCUGCUCCUCACCGGUUCUGACGAAGCGCCUGGUGGGAGCCUCGGCCAGCAGCCCUGGUUACCAAUCCUCCUACCAGGUGGGGAUCAAUCAGCGUUUCCACGCAGCUCGGCACAAGUUCCAGUCUCAGGCUGAACAGGACCAUCAGUCCAGUGGGCUGCAGAGCCCCCCAUCAAGGGAUUUGUCUCCUACCUUUGCAGACAACUCUGCUGCCAAGCAGUUGGCCCGCAACACGGUCACUCAGGUCCUGUCCAGAUUUACCAGCCAGCAGGGACCCAUCAAACCCGUCUCUCCCAACAGCUCACCUUUUGGCACGGACUAUCGAAACCUGGCAAAUGCUGUGAGCCCCAAAAAUGAAUCUGGUCACUCUCCAAGCCCUGUCAAGGUUUCCAGUCCACUGAGUCCAUUAUCUCCUGGAAUUAAAUCACCAACCAUUCCGAGAGCAGAAAGAGGGAACCCUCCUCCCAUCCCUCCAAAGAAACCCGGCCUCGCUCAGUCACCUGCUGCUGCUGCUCCUCUAAGCAAACCCUCUGCCCAGGCCUCUCUGGGUGCUCCCAUGGACAUGGCCAGCAGCUGCUCUAACAAUGCUGCAGUGUCCAACGGGAAGGACAUGGAGAUCCUCCUGCCAACCAGCAGCUAGUCUCCAGGAGGUGUGAAUGUGACAUUCCAUGGCUGAGCCCCCUGCAGCUAAGACCCUGUUUUUCCACUCCACGUUAUUUAUUUCCAUAGGAGCAGAUUCUGUCUGUAUAAAGCAUUCAGGAUAUUUUGGUUUUCCUCCCUUUGUUUUGUUUUUAAUAGGUAGGAAAAGGUAUUUGUUUAUGAAGAAACCUGACCUACAGCUGUACAGUAGCCUCAAGGUGUCUCAUGGCAACAGAGGUAACAAGAACCAUGAUCCACAUGGUGGGACCUCACUCAAACUCCAAUGGGACUGAAAUGCUACCUUUAAAUUAUGCAGAAAUAACCUUUCUUUCCCCCCCCUCCCAGACUUUUUACUCCAGAUGAACAUUUGAUUAAAAAGUGCCUGAUCUAAGCCUGCAAUAUGAAUGUGACAAAGGGGAGGAGGGGAGCCCAUCUAGCUGCAGGAACCUCGGGGUCCUGAAUGUCAAAACCAACGCUGUGGUUGGGGUUUGGGGUUUGUUUCUUCUUUCCAUUUGCUAAAACAAGCUAGCAAAUGUGUUACAGAUCCUGCAAGGUGACCAGCACACCAGUGCAGCCAGUCCCCCUGUGUCCUGUAGGACACAGCUCCUCACUAUUUGAAGAAGCACACACUCAAGUUUCAUGGGGUAAAACUCAGCCAGAGUGCAAUCCAGAUUACCUUUCUCUUGGUAUUUCUUUGUCCUCUUGUCCUUUUUUGCCUCCCUUUAACACAUUCUGCAGAGGUGCCUGUGUGCUUUAAAUGCCUAAACCCUACUUUCUGGUGUGUCACCUUGCAUUUCCAGGCUCCUCAAGCAUUCUACUGUGGUGUGUAGGACUUCUGAGAGAAGGAUCUUGUUAUUACUUGACAGAGAUCUCAUUAGUACUUGAAAACCACAUCCCUAGUCUGUAUGACACAGGUGUUUUUUGCAACACUAACCUGAGAUCUACAAACAAAAGCAGUAACUUUGUUCCUCAGCUCUGUCCCUUGUGUGUGGCUGCUCUGGAUUUUACCCACUGGUUACCUCUGGCUUUCCUUGGCUGCAGAUAUGGAACUGAAUCAUUGCUGUCAUGGAGCUGGAGCUGUGUGUGUGUGAGUAGUUUCACACAUAACCAAACACACAAUGUAUCAGGAAAAUCUUGCUGUUCUGUCUCAAACAAAGGAAAGGUUGGAAUUCAUUGAGGUUAAAACCAAAAGACUCUGUGAGGAAUUGCUGAAAUUGGAGGCAAAUCAUCUGUGUAAAAAGUGAUUUGGGUCCAAGAAGGGGAGAAGCAACUGCUCUCUGUGCAGAAGCAGCACAAGCAGAAGUGGGUGCCCGUGGCUCAGGUCUGAGUCACUGUGGUGAGAAGUCCCAGAGCAGCAGGUUGGGUGCCAGAGGCUGAGAUCCCAACCCCCCCAGUUCAUCAUCUCGUGUUGUGGGUGUGAACUGGUCUUCAGUUCAGAGGCUGGCUGUGCUGCUGGGUGUCAGUGCAGGUGCAGCAGGGGCACACACAGCACAGCUGCCCACUGCCACAGACACUCCUUUGUCAUUGAUCCAUAUUUAAUGAGACAAAACCCACCCCCCUUCACUGAAGGGGGAGCUGGGAGGAUGCACUGAGCUGAGAGGUUCCUCCUGGCUCCCUUUUGGGAGCCAUCAGAGCUCCUGUGCUGCUGUUGUGGCUGUUGUCUGAAGUGGCUCAGCUGUUCCCUCUCACAGGUAUUGGACUGGAACCAGAGGGUUUUACAGAGCUCUCAGCAGCCUUUUCAGUGGUGGGAUGAUGUGCUGUUGUCCCUGAGCCCAUGGAGUGGGCAGAGGCAGCCCAGAGGGGGAUGGGCUGUGACUCUUUUGGAAGCACACCGAUGGCUUUUUCACUUUGAUACAUCAACAGCAGAUUUGAGGGGUUUUCUCCCCUUGAUGAGUGUAAUUGUAAAAACCUGAUGGGCAAAUGGAUUUUGGCCCAUGUGUCACUUCCCACUCAAAGGUGAGGCUUUUGUAUACACUGCUUUAACAUGUUUCUUUGCUUUGACAUUAAUCUAAGUGGUAUUAUCCCCUUUAUCAAUAGCUCUAGAGAGAGAGACUGAGGAGGUCUGUUAGGGAAAUGCACUGAGAACUGUUUCUUCUGAACUCUAAUAUGGGAAGGGAGGGUAUGCAGAGGAAUGUAUUUUUGCUAGUAGCCUGUCUUCUGAGAGAAACUAAGCACAAAGCUGUCCAACCAGAUCCAACUAAUCCAGUAAACACACUUAGAGUUAGUCUUUAACUGUUGAUGUAGAUUCUGUGUGGAAGCAACUCAAUCUUUCUUCUCUUAACUCCCAUCUCUUACCAGCAGAAGUCAUUGCAGAGUUUGUCACUGGCUAAUGGAGCAUCAUGAAGUACAAAAUGUAUACAACUAGUGCUAAUGCAUUAACACUUGUGAGUUUGUAAAGCCAAAUGUACCAAGCUGAAGUCUUUAAUCAUGGGGGGGGUUUUAUAGCUGAUGGCAUUAAACAUGUUAAACAAUUCAUAUUAUCAAUAAAGGAGUUUAUUUUUCA
Molecule: messenger RNA, 4857 nt
Organism: Colius striatus (speckled mousebird)
Lineage: Eukaryota; Metazoa; Chordata; Aves; Coliiformes; Coliidae
Gene: CTTNBP2NL
Product: CTTNBP2 N-terminal like
Exons: 5
Coding region: 436-2355 (639 amino acids)
Source: RefSeq, a predicted model, not a curated record